GUUUAUCUAAUCCAAGAUGAUGUACACAUCAUUUUGCAACUAAUCUUAGAUAAAAACAACUUUAACAAUUUCAUAGAAAAUCUAAGCGGCAUCAUAUAUAGCACCAAAUAAAUCAGAAAUUUGUAUUCUGCAAACGAAAUCCAAAAGAGAAGGAAACACUGCACUGCAAUGAAGUUCUUAAUUGGUUUGUUCUUAGCUCUUGUAAGCUUCCUUGCAGUAAGUAAUGCCGAAAAACCAGCUGAAUGUUUUCUACCCGAUUCGGUUAAUGGAAAUGGAAUAAUAUCUUGUGAUGGAUUAUUUCCAUCUUAUACAUACAAAUUAACUGAGAACAUUUGUGAAGAAUUUAUUUAUGGAGGAUGUGGAGGAAAUGAUAACCGAUUUUUUAAUCUUGAAGAGUGCGAAACUAGAUGCGUCAGUGAGUAAUGCGGAGAAAAGAGUUCAAAUUUUAAAAAUUUCAAGCAAUAAACGUUAUUAAAAAUAAGAA
This is a messenger RNA of Episyrphus balteatus (marmalade hoverfly), 484 nucleotides long. Its product is annotated as male accessory gland serine protease inhibitor-like. Lineage: Eukaryota; Metazoa; Arthropoda; Insecta; Diptera; Syrphidae. Gene Ontology annotation, molecular function: serine-type endopeptidase inhibitor activity. The transcript is spliced from 2 exons. The record is from RefSeq and is a predicted model, not a curated record. The coding region runs from base 169 to 423 and encodes 84 amino acids.